AUGGAUCGACUCUCAAGUGCAGCUCGCAGACGCACUUUAGACUCUCCUGCGAGGCCUGAAGCAGGUCUAGCAGAAUGGACCAGCAAGAUCAAGGCUAUGCAGAAGCAGGUGGACGAUGACGAGGAGGCAGAAACGCGUAGACUGGAGCAAGAGAUACAAGCUUCACGGCUUGCGCGCAUGCGGAGGAGUGCAGGCUACGGUAGUCGGGCUGGUAGCGUUGACCUCUAUUAUCUUCAGCUGACUGCUAACAGCGACAUCGUGCGCGCGCUGAAGAACGACGAGCCCGACGCAUUGGCGUCUGAAAGCCCGGCUUCGACACAGGACAAGGCGCAGAAUCAGGAGGACGCGUUGCGCAAACUGAUGGGUGAGAGGCGCAUCAGCUCCCCGGCUAGGACCACUGCGCCCGCAAAGCCGCGGACGAGCAACUCCUCUGAGCCCAUGUCCCUCGCCGCCUUCAUCGGUGGUCGCGCAACCGGUCCACGCUUGACCAAGCACGCUCCCCAGCAGGACGCGCAUGAUCCGACCCAAUUCGAGCAGCGGACGCAUGUCAGCAUACCUCAUCCGAUCUUUGGUCGAGGAGGCGUCGCUAUGCCCGGUAUGGCAGGGCGGAGUCCCUCGUCUGCAUCCUCCGUAGCAGCUUUGGAGGACCGCGAGACGCCUGCGGCGGUGUCUAGCCACCCCACGGGGCGUGAUCGCAAGUUCAGCACACCCUCGUCUGUCAAAAGUUUCGUGCAGAAGGUCGAAAGUGAAGCCUUGAUCGCGCAGAAGACGGGGGCUUCACAAACGUCGCGGCAGCGAACCAUUAGCACGCCUACGGGCACGCCUGUGGACAGAAUUGUGUCUUCUACCCCCUCCCGUGAGGACUAUGCAAGGCCGAUGAGCGCAGCUUCCCCACGGCCAGCACCGCUGUCUUCCACUACGGCCUACACACCACCACUACCAUCGCCAUCACCUGUGGCGCGCCAAUUUACGUCCUCGCGAAGCCCUCCUCCUUUAUCCCCCUCAGCAUCCUCAUCCUCUAAGUCAUCAAUUACAACGCCAUCUCUUGCGCGCCCUAUUCAGCCCUCGCCGCGUCUCUCUCUGGGUCCCCAGCUUCCUUCAACGUCUAAUCCCUCUCCCGCCUUUCUUAAAGCCACUCCUCCUAAAGAGCCAACACCAAGUAUCAGUCGACUGCAGGGACGCGGCUUUGUGCGUAGCAUGGUGCAAGCUACAAGCCAGUUGACCGCCGCGUCCCCCAGUUCCCCUUCCCUUCCCGAGAGGAAAGACUUCGGUGGAAAGAAGGUCGCACCCGUUCUCGACCGCUGGCAAAAUAACAGCACCUCCAGUCCAGCGCCGUCCCCGCCGAUCAUCUCCCCAAAGCCUGUUGCAAUGCGCAAGUCGCGCACGACGGACUCCUCUGCCGACUCCCCCGAAUUUACGCCCCCGCGGCUCGUGAAGUCUGACUACACCGGCCGCUCGCUCAGGUCCGUACCCUCGCUCCCUUCGAUCCACUACACGGGCGCGUCAUCAGCACCGUCCGCUUCUGCGAGCGAUGUGGGGCGCGAUGGCCGCCGCACGCCUGGGCUCGGCUCGUCCUCCACGAUGCUCUCGUACAUUAAACCCAUCAAGACUGGCGACCGUCCGCCCACGUCUGCACCGCCGACCCCGUCGCGGAGCCGUGCGGCGUCGCCAGAGGUGGAUGAGCUAGGGCGGCGGCGGCGGUCUAAGGGCAGAUCCAAGAGCAGGUCCAAGAGCAGGGACACAUCACGGAUGCGGGAGGAGAUACCUACUACCGGCAAGUCGCUCAGUCAUCUUACGAAGAACCGGGCGAAGAAGCCGCGGAAGACGAAGAGUGCGCAAGCACCCAGUGGAUCGCAGGAUGAGCUUCACGUGCAUUUUGCUUCAAGGGCUGCAUCGCUCCCCGAUCUCGUGUCCACUACCAAGGUUACAGAGCUUGUUGUGUCUCUACCCACGUCAGACGACCCAAGUACAUCUAACAAGUCUGCGGUGGUAGACAAGCUUCCUUCGCCGCUGGAGAAAAAAUUCGACGAUGACUUCUCUCCUGUUCCGCCCAAGUCGGUCCCCGAGAAACCGCCAAAGCUAGCCGAGUUGGAGAUGGCCACUACAGCGGUACUCGCGGGUGGUCCCAAGAGUCCCGUCAUGCCACCGAAGUCUCCUGUCACGCCCAAGGAGAAGAGACCGACAACUCCCGUCCGCCAUGCUCGCAUCCCGAGCACGGGGAACAGGGCCACGGUGAUGGAUGUCGCACAAGUGUUUCAGGAGAGCGUUAUCCACCAGCCCGCUCUGACUCCGGUGUCCGCAGAACCACUUAGUGUUCCACAGGGCGAUGCCAUAGGCCCUACCGCAGAACAAGAUCAGGAAGAUGGUGGCAAACUAGAUGUCACAUCGCUCGUCGCAAACUGGGGCACGAAAAAUGGCGCGGGCAGGCCCGAUGCUCUGCCGGAAAAGCGCAAGUCUAGCUUCGAGCGGUACUCUGCCAUUGUGAUGCCGCCCCUGGUGGAAGAAAAGACACCUGUUCCGUCACCGGCGGGCACACUGGCGCGAAAUGCAACUGCAUUUCAACAGGUUCGAUCACCGGACGCGCCUCCGUCUGAGACAGCUAUCACAGAAGUGUCCUCAGCGACCGUGCUCGACGAAGAAGAUGUCGGUUCAAGCGGCGACAGCGAUCAGUACAUCCGUAUCGAUUUGACCGACGAACCCUUACCCGACGUCGGCGUAGCAGCGCUUCUGAAGGCCGACAGGCCUGUCAACGCACUUGACGCAGAUGCACAAACUAUAUCAGUUGACGUAAUGUCCGUUGUAGGCACGACCGCCACCGAAAUCACCAGCGGCUCGCACAUAUUUUAUGACAUGGACGUACUGGCGGUCAUUCACCGCGCCAAGUCCCGAACGACUGGGCUCGCGUCGACCCGAGUGUGGGCAUGGUGCGGAAAGCGAUCUACGGUCGGCGAAAGGGAAGAGCGUAAGCUUCAAGAACUGGCCAGGCGCUAUGGAACUGUUCUGGUCAUGAUCCAUCAAUAUUGCGAGCCGGAAGACCUGAUAGCAGUGUUAGGCGGUCAACUAAUCACACGGCAAGGCGCCCGGGCGCAUUGGUCCGCUGAGAACACUACCAUGCAUCUCGUACGCUCAAUCGGGACAUCGACGUUCAUCGAUGAGGUGGACCUAAGUAUCAAGAACCUUUGCUCCGGAUUCAGCUACUGUGUUUCCCUCCUUGAUACCUUCUAUGUGUGGCAUGGCUGCGGUUCUGUCCAAAGCGAGCGGCGUGCUGCCCAAGAUUACGCGCACUCACUUGCGUUGCCUUCUUCUAAUGUGCUGGAGCUUAUCGAAGGAGAGACCGACAGCGAUGAAAUGUUCUGGAUGAUACUCGGCGACGGUGACUAUGCGAAUGCCGAUUACUGGAAAUGGAGGUCAGGCACAACAGAUGUAUACCCGCGGAUCUGGUCCGUCAACGCCGCGAAAGGAAGCGCUGCCGUCACGGCAGUGCCCUCGUUUGCUAACUAUCCAUUCAUUGACCCCCUCGUCCACGUUGUCGACUGUGUCUGGGAAUUCUUCGUCGUGGUGGGCAGUGACGCUCGGGGUAAGCGCCGAGAUAUCAAACUAGCCCUGUCAGUAGCCACGAACAUGUCCGACGUUACCGCGUCCUCAAGGCCGUUCCCACCCACGAUACAUGUUUUGAUAUUACCUUCGCAAUUACCGACCGACCUGCGUCUCAAUUUUCGCGAUCUAGACGAGUUGCUUCUGAACCGUGGAGAUGUGCCAGACCACAUGAAUUUGAUACCCGCCGUUGAAGCUGAGGAACAGAUAAGGAAGACGACAUGGGAGAGAGAUGUAACUCAGGAUCCCACUAUGCUACCGCUCGGUGUUCAUACCUCAGAUCUGGCGUGAUAUGUCUGUAUGUAUUUAAAAUGAUUUAUUGCUUGUGACUACCACACUUUCAUAUCCAGCCUUCUUCAGUAUAG
Messenger RNA from Postia placenta MAD-698-R-SB12, 3959 nucleotides. RefSeq lists its product as hypothetical. Gene Ontology annotation, biological process: barbed-end actin filament capping; actin filament severing. The coding region runs from base 1 to 3885 and encodes 1294 amino acids. Gene Ontology annotation, molecular function: phosphatidylinositol-4,5-bisphosphate binding; actin filament binding. The record is from RefSeq and is a predicted model, not a curated record. The transcript has 13 exons. NCBI's taxonomy places the organism in Eukaryota, Fungi, Basidiomycota, Agaricomycetes, Polyporales, Adustoporiaceae.